AGAGAGAGAAAGUGAAAAAGAGAAAGAUGCAACUAUCUCAGCUUCACUCACACUUCAAGUAUCACUCCCCCUCCCAUUCACACUUACAUAUAUUGCGCUUUCCUCUAUUUUUGUUGUGUUUUGACUAUUUCGACUACACUUUUUUGUAUCGGACACAUCAUUUCGUAAUAGUUCUGGUUUCUGGAAGCCGACAGUCAUUUCUCCUUCUGCCUUAUACUUGUCUCUCAAGACCAACAAUGUUGGUAGUUCUGAUGUUACUGAUGAUGGCUUCUUACAUUUCGACCCCUCUGGAAAUUGCAGAUAUGAAGCCUUCUGAAACUAUUGAUUUGGGAUACACUACUGGAAUAACCAUAACAUGUCGGCAUAAUCUAAAAAAUUUUAUUCACUUUGCUCUCGUUCAAAACCAGGAUUAUGUCGUUUUCAAAGUUUAUCGUAUCAAGGAGGAAAGACGUUUUAAGACAGUAACCAAGCGAAAGGGUUUUGACUGUACUCUAGAUUUUAUUAACAAAGAUGAGAUUAUCUGCUGGAAAUUUAAUCCAGCUUGCGAGGAUGCGACAUAUUACACAUGUAAAACAAAUCUCCAAUCUUCAAAACCUAAAGUUUUAAAAAAUAAAUUGUAUAAUGCAAAUAUUAUUACUAAGAUUUUAAUAUUUGCAACAGCCCUGCUUUUUAUUAGCAAUCUGCAUGAAGUAUCUCGAAAAAGAAAAACCGAAUCAACCAGGUUAGUAUUAUAUAAUUCAUUUUCUUUUCUGUGA
This is a messenger RNA of Octopus bimaculoides (California two-spot octopus), 755 nucleotides long. RefSeq lists its product as uncharacterized. NCBI's taxonomy places the organism in Eukaryota, Metazoa, Mollusca, Cephalopoda, Octopoda, Octopodidae. The record is from RefSeq and is a predicted model, not a curated record.